AUGGUCGAAGUGGAGACUACAAAAGCCAAAGUGCGAAGCAGUAUUUUAUCCCGAAUUGCCAGCGCUGGAAUAAACCUGCCAUCGCUAAAUGAGCCCACCGUCAACAACUUCAAAGUGGAGUUCUUUAGUUCCCCCUCCAAUAAACUUCUCGACAAACUAAGUAAGCAUCGACUGAAUGAGCCAGUUGUCGCGAAGAAGGAGGAAGAUGUUUUUAAGUGGGGCCGCAUCAAAGAGCAGAUGAUCGCUGACAUGGAAAAGAAUCGAGACGAGGAGUGGAAGAAGCAGCUGCUGGACGAGAAGUUGAACAACGAAGAGGAUCUAGAAGAGGAGAUGUUUGGCGAUGAUGAUGACCUGUCUGAUGAAGAAGAAGAAGAAGAGGAGAAAAAGAAGAAGGAUAAGAAGGCAGGUGAAAACUUGCCAAAGGAGGAAAAUGCCGACAGCGAUGAGGAUUAUAAUGAAGAAGAGGAUUUAAACAGUGAUGAGGAAGAGGAUGAAGAGAAUGAUGAGGUUUUGGAAGUCGACAAACAUCCCAAAACACAGAAUGCCUUCAUUGACGAUCAAGCGGAGGAGGAAAACUCGGGCCAAAGUGAUAAUGAAUUCGACGACGACGACGAUCUAUUUACCGGCAUCAAACAUAAAGCUCUUAAGCAUAAGUUCUCCGUCAUUGACGACAGUGAUGAGAGCGACUUUGAUGCUGAUGGCGAGCAGCAGCCUACUGCCAAAUUUGAGGCCGCUCUCGAUAAUGGCGAAAAAGGAGAAAACAACGAUAGCAACGAUGAAUACGACAAUAGCGCAAAGACUUCGGAGUUGCCUUCAAAUGAAACUGCCAAAUCGAGCGUCCACUCGCCUUUUCCCUUUCCCAGCCUGGACACACAGGACGACCAGGGCGUUUUUGCCCCCGAGUCGAAGCAGUUUUGCAUCUCGCAGAACCUUCCUCUGACUCCACUUGACGGUAGCCAGGGAAGUCGUUCACCCUCUAACUCAUCGCUCUUUGAUGAGAGCAGCUUUCCCUUUGGCAGUGGCAACUUUGGCGACGACUCGCAGCUGGCUGACAUGUGCUCGGGAAAGUUUGGCACUGUUCCGUCUAUGUCUUCAUCGGAAAAGAUGUCUCCAGUCAAGGACUUUGUCGACGAAGAAGCUGCCGAUGAUGCUGCUGAUGGUGAUGACGAGGCUGAAGGUGGAGAUGACAUUUUAAAAGAAGGCGAAGAAGAGGCGGACGAUGAGGAAGAGGAAGAAGAGGAUGAUGAGGAGAAACCAAUCGUCAUUAAGCGCAAAAAGCAUCGAGUUUCGGAUUUUAUCGAGAAUGAAGCCGAGCUGUCGGGAAGUGAAGGCGAUGUGAGCAGCGAUGAGGACGAUGACGAGGACGAUGAGGUGGAUGAGGAGGAAGAGGACAUUCAGGAGGACCUGCCCUCGGAUGAUGAACUUCGCGAUCAAGUGGGCAAAAUGCACAA
This is a messenger RNA of Rhagoletis zephyria (snowberry fruit fly), 1451 nucleotides long. Its product is annotated as glutamic acid-rich protein-like. Gene Ontology annotation, molecular function: anaphase-promoting complex binding. The record is from RefSeq and is a predicted model, not a curated record. Lineage: Eukaryota; Metazoa; Arthropoda; Insecta; Diptera; Tephritidae. Gene Ontology annotation, biological process: mitotic G2 DNA damage checkpoint signaling; mitotic DNA replication checkpoint signaling; activation of protein kinase activity.